AUGCAGGUCGAUACAGGGACACCGGUGUCGGUCAUCACCUAUAAGCAAAACAAAACAGUGUGGCUCAAGCUGCGUGGUUCGCCAUUGAAACUGACUUGCUUCCUGGGAAGGCGUUUUGUUCGUGGACAACUCAACCUCAAGGUUUCGUGCGGAAACCGGUCGACGGACGGAUCCCUGACAGUCCUCGGUUGCUACGGCCCCAGCCUGUGCGGACGCGACCUGAUCCAGGCGUUCAACAUGCUUCAGGCGCCAAGACAAGCGGAGGAAUCCAUCUAUGACUGGCUCAGGGAAAACCCCGUAUCGCCACUAACGAAUAUUGUGCGAACUCCCAAGUGGCUUGCGGACCCCACCUUUCGGUUUAUCCGACUGGACGACAAGCACCUGCAGAGGGCCAUUCAAGUUUUUAACGACGACAUGUGCAGUUACACUACCCUCGACUUUAUCGAGCUGUACCAACACACACAACCCCUGUUUGACGCUCCACACGGCGACUUGGAUGCUCACUAUAUGACUGUGCAAGACUCGUUUGAUGCUGUCUUGGAACUGCUAAACUUUCAGCUUGACGACAACCAGCUCGAACUGUCUGACUUUGUAAACAACCUCUAUAUGCUUGUCGAGAAGCUGGUGCCCAAGAAGAAUUGUAUGGAAGUGGUGUCUCCCCCGAGUGCUGGCAAGAACUUUUUUUUUGACGCUGUGCUUUCUUUUUAUAUAAACAGGGGCACUAUACGCAACUUUAACCGCUUUUCAAACUUUCCGCUCCAAGACACUGUAGGCCGCCGCAUACUGGUGUGGAACGAGCCAAACUGUGAGUCUUCUGCAUUCGACACGGUCAAGAAAAUCUUUGGCGGCGACGUGGACUCUGUGGCAGUCAAGUACUCGCCCGACCAGACCAUCUCGAGAACGCCUGUCAUUGUCCUCUCUAACAAUGAAGUCUUUCCUGCUGACAAUGCCUUUAACCACCGCAUGUUUCGCUACAAGUGGAAGGCCUGUCCAUUGCUCAAGCGUCAUGCAAGGAAGGUGCACCCCAUGUCCCUGGUGCUUUUGUAUGACAAGUUUGUACUCGAUGCUGACUAUAUGAUUGCCCGUCAAGAAAUAAACCUUUCAUCCUGA
This is a messenger RNA of Dermacentor andersoni, 1110 nucleotides long. The record is from RefSeq and is a predicted model, not a curated record. Lineage: Eukaryota; Metazoa; Arthropoda; Arachnida; Ixodida; Ixodidae.